CCGCCCCGUUCCCCCAUCGUCCAAUCAGAUGAGAGGAAAGCAGACAGUUCUUCCUGUUCAGCUUUGUUGCAGUUACUCAGCUGACUGACAGCCAUGCGGUUCCGUUUCUGUGGAGAUUUGGACUGCCCGGAUUGGGUGCUUGCCGAAAUUAGCACAUUAGCUAAAAUUUCAAGUGUCAAGAUGAAACUCCUAUGUGCUCAAGUGCUGAAGGAUUUGCUUGGGGAGGGCAUUGAUUAUGACAAGGUUGCAAAGCUUACUGCGGAUGCAAAGUUUGAGAGCGGAGACAUCAAAGCUAGUGUGGCGGUGCUCAGCUUCAUUUUCUCCAGUGCAGCGAAGCACGAUGUUGACAGCGACUCCCUGUCCAGUGAGCUACAGCAGCUCGGUCUGCCCAAAGAACACACAACGGGCCUCUGCAAAUCAUACGAAGACAAACACUCUGCACUGCAAGACAAACUAAGAGAGACGAGCCUGAGAUUGGGUCGACUGGAAGCUGUGUCAUGGCGCGUUGACUACACUCUGAGCUCCAGUGAAUUAAGAGAGGUGAAUGAACCGGUGAUUCAGCUUAAACUCCAGGCACAAGGUGCAGAGUCAGGCUCCACAGAGACAACUGUGGUCUCUGUUUCUGCUGACAAGUUCAGAGUAUUGCUUGCAGAGCUCAAACAAGCCCAGGCUAUGAUGAAUGCACUACAGUGAGGUCUGACCUUGACAUCUGAUCAGGAGCUGGACACAAACAGUGCUGAUAGAUUGCCAGAAGUGCCGUAUUUAUGUCUUGUACAGCAUAAUUUGUCUGUAUGAAUGUAAUAAUCUGAAAGGUUAAGUGACUGGCUCUGUCCUUACCCGGAUAGACUGAAAUUGAAUUGUAUUUUUCUACCACACCAGUAAUAAUCUGUGCGAAUGUUUCCAGACCGGUUGAUUUGUCAUUGAAGCAAAGACACUGAAUGGACCAUUUUUGUAAAAUAUCACCUCACACAUUAUGAUUUGAAUUAUGUUAAUAUUUGUGUGUUACCCUCAUGUGUUCAUUUCUAACUAAAUAAAACAUAAAACACUGAAAUAUA
Molecule: messenger RNA, 1055 nt
Organism: Lates calcarifer (barramundi perch)
Lineage: Eukaryota; Metazoa; Chordata; Actinopteri; Centropomidae
Gene: commd4
Product: COMM domain containing 4
Exons: 8
Coding region: 94-693 (199 amino acids)
Source: RefSeq, a predicted model, not a curated record